UGGCGAUGAACUCGGGUAAAAGUGUGGCUGAGGCUCACAAACUUUCCAAUCAGAUUUGGAAAUUUGAGACAUGAGAGUACGGUACUGUUUUUUUUUUUUUUUUUAUCAACUCCAAGAUGCUUUGGUGACAUCACGCUGGCAACUGGAUUGUUUGGCCUUUGAGAGAAUAGCAAUGGCUACAACGGCCCUGACUGGUUUCUCCAUGAUGAGUCUUCUCAGUCUAGGAUACCUGACCUGGGAUUCAAAUGGUCCCAAUCAGGUGGAAAAAGAGCCAGGUCAGACCUUUGGUGCGGGGUCUCUGGGUCCAAAGCCUCCUCAUAUAAUCUUCAUCAUGACAGAUGAUCAGGGAUUCAACGAUAUAGGCUAUCACAGCUCUGAUAUAAAGACACCGGUGCUGGAUAAGUUGGCAGCUGAUGGGGUGAAGCUGGAGAAUUAUUACAUCCAGCCAAUAUGCACUCCAUCCCGAAGCCAAUUCAUCACUGGAAGGUAUCAGAUUCACACAGGCCUCCAGCAUUCCAUCAUCCGACCCCGCCAGCCAAACUGUCUUCCCUUCCAACAUGUCACCCUCCCCCAGAGACUACAGGAGCUUGGGUAUUCCACUCACAUGGUAGGCAAGUGGCACUUGGGCUUUUACAAGAAGGAGUGCCUGCCAACACGUCGUGGCUUUGACACAUACUUUGGCUCCCUGACCGGUAGUGUCAACUACUACACCUACAACUCCUGUGACGGUCCGGGCCUCUGUGGUUUCGACCUCCACGAAGGUGAGACUGUAGCGUGGGGUGAGAGGGGAAAGUACUCCACCCAUUUGUACACACAGAGGGUCCGCAAAAUUCUGGCAAGACAUGAUCCCAGCGUGCAGCCGCUCUUUCUCUACCUUUCCUUUCAAGCCGUUCAUACGCCCUUGCAGUCCCCGCGGGAGUACAUCUAUCCGUACCGAGGGUUGGGCAACGUGGCCCGCAGAAAGUAUGCUGCCAUGGUCUCUGUGGUGGAUGAGGCAGUACGAAAUAUAACAUACGCCCUCCGUAAGUAUGGCUACUAUCAAAACAGCGUCAUCAUUUUUUCUACGGACAACGGCGGACAACCACUGUCCGGCGGCAACAAUUGGCCACUUCGGGGGCGUAAAGGCACCUACUGGGAAGGUGGAGUCCGAGGCUUGGGAUUUGUCCACAGUCCUCUGUUGAGGAGAAAGAGGAGGGUGAGCAAAGCCCUGAUGCACAUCACUGACUGGUACCCUACACUUGUACGCUUGGCAGGUGGCAACGAGUCCCUUACAAAAGGGGUGGAUGGAUUUGAUGUCUGGGAUGCCAUCAGUGAGGGGAAGGAGUCUCCCAGAUUGGAGAUCCUACACAACAUCGACCCUCUCUAUAACCGUGCGCGCAGCGGCUCCUUGCAGAAGGGAUAUGGGAUUUGGAAUACAGCCGUGCAGGCCUCAAUCCGAGCUGGAGACUGGAAAUUGCUGACCGGAGACCCUGGUUACGGAGACUGGACACCACUGCAGGUGCUUCCGAGCUUCCCUGUCGGCUGGUGGAACCUUGAGCGGCACACUGAACCCAAGAAAUCAGUAUGGCUUUUCAAUAUCUCUGGAGACCCCUAUGAACGUUGCGACCUCUCAGAGCAGAGACCAGAUGUGGUCAAAGAGUUGAUGGCGAGACUGGUGUACUACAACCGUACUGCCGUCCCAGUACGGUACCCAUCAGAGGACCAACGGGCUGACCCCAGCCUGAAUGGUGGUGCCUGGGUUCCAUGGAUGGCUGAUGAGGAAGAAGACAGCCAGGACACAUUUUAUCCAAAGAAGAAUAUGGACUGGAAGAAAAAGAUUAAACUGUCUCAUAGCAGAUCAUUUUUCAAGAGACUCAACACUAGGAUCAUGUCCAACAGGAUAUGACUAUAUAAAAGCAAGACACAUGAAUAUCACAGAUUCAGGGCUCUAUUUUGGUAGAGUGGCAUGAGUGCGGUCGGCGCAACAUGGGCCUAACUUCAUAUUCUUGCUGACGGUUUCCCUCGCCCCAGACUCAUCCGACAAUUUGGUAACAAAGUAGCUUGCGCUUGGCCUAAAAAUGGCUGCAUCAUUAUUUUCUUGCCGAAUCAAUGGCCUAGUUCAUUCGAGUAGACAUGGUACACCUCACUGGGUGUUCCUGCCACCCCCAAGCAAAUUUGGUUACAAAAGGAAACUAGGUUUUAGACUUUCCAAAAGCUGGUCAAACUCCUGGCGCAAGUGGUGUACCGUAGGGAAGGAUUACACUGCCCACAUCACAUACACGGCUAACUACAUCAUCUGCAAGGCGAAAUCUUGCAGUUACCAAUGUCACGCACGGACCCCAGUAAGUCUAUUUCUGUUCCUGCAAUGUCAAGCACGGCAUACGUACUGGGCCUUUUGAAGAAUGGAAACAGUAUUGUAUAGAAUUGUCUAUUCAAACAUCAUUAAGAUGAUGCUCCUUUUGGCCAAAAGGCCCAUUGCCUUAUUGCGUUGACAGCAUUCAAUCGCUCAUAAUGUAUUUAAUGUUAAUGUUUGCAUUGUAGACUUAUAUAAUGUGUUACGUGUGUUUGGGCUGAAGACUUUGUUCUGUACUGCAUCUCUUUCGCAGUAUGGGAAGACUCUGCUACCUCAGAAAUGCUGUAUGUUUUACCUUCAGGUAGAUUGAUCAAUCUAAGGACAAAGUCACAGACAUUAGAAAUGUCUGCAAUAAAUUACUUUGCAAUGAGCUAGUUAGACUUAUAUUUUCAUGUUUCUUUUGCCAAACAUGGUUACUAUGUUUGUUCCUCAAUAUAUCAAUGUACUGUAUAGCUUCAAUUUGCUAUAGUGUGACGAAAAAAAAGAAAAAGAAAAAGUGAAACCACACAAUAUGUUAGAUCUAGAAAGUUAAACGAAUAUGAAACAUUUGAUGACAUAAGGCAUUUAUAUCAAAAUAAUGAUGAAAAUUUAUGGAUUUAGUCCGUGUUGUGAACAAAAAGGCUAGCAUCAAAUGUAAUUUUACAUACAUAAAUCUUAUGAAUCCAAUGUACAAUAAAGCAAACUUUAAGAAUGUG
This is a messenger RNA of Syngnathus acus (greater pipefish), 3027 nucleotides long. RefSeq names its product arylsulfatase family, member Ia (gene arsia). Lineage: Eukaryota; Metazoa; Chordata; Actinopteri; Syngnathiformes; Syngnathidae. The coding region runs from base 71 to 1885 and encodes 604 amino acids. The record is from RefSeq and is a predicted model, not a curated record. The transcript is spliced from 2 exons.